CACCGCGACGUCACUGCCUGCAUUGGCACUUAGCAAUUCGCAAAAAAGGACACACUCGAAUCCACUUGUGGCCUUACCUCGCGUAAUUUACUAGUGUAGUGCGAUGGGAAGUCAUCACAGCCAUGAAGAGAAGGGUGAGAAGCAGGAAAAGGGGGGAAGCGGGCUGAACACGCCGCGAGGGGGUUCUCGGCGCGGGACCGUCACAUCUGUGCCAAGAUCAGGAUCUGGAGCUGAUAUCCAGGAGCCAGAGAAGCCUCAGACGUCCAUGGUGCCCGUGGAGAAGCUUGGGAAGCUUCUCGCACAAAGAUCUCAGAAAGAAGAUGGAGUUAACGGCGUUACAGAGAAAUCGUUUACAAAAUACCUGUUCCCCAUGUACCCUGAGCUGGCCCACCAGUUCUACGCAUACAUCCACAAAGUGGGCAAGUCCAAGAACCAGCACAUCCCCACGUCCGUCUUCAGGGUGCAGUGCGAGAAGAUACUGGGCAUGUUGGACGAUGCGGCCAUUAUAGAAACAUACGUCAGAAUGUUCUCUGUGGAAGAAGAAGAAGAAGGCACAGUAUCGGCAGCCGCUCUGCGAGCCCUCCUCUACACCAGCUACAAACUAUCCAUGGACCACUACCCUGAUGGACCGCAGACCUGUCUUGCAAUAAACAAGGUAUUGAAUUCCGUGGUGAACGGCUGCUUUAACAAAAAGGACUCGCAUUCCGUGGGUUUUGUGGUGCGCUGGCUGGAGCAGCAUUGCCACCGUCUCAUCUUUCCUGUUCACAGAUACUGCGUCCACAUGCUCGCCACCCGACACCGCGACAUUUCCGCGCACGUAGAAUCAGACGGAGCCGGCGCGGGACUCGAACUGGCUACCCCUGUUCUAGAGCGAGCAAGGGCUGGCGUUGGAAACUUGCUGCCCCCUAGUGGGGCUUGGUUGUUGGCUGGUACCGCCCCUCCACUCUACAGUAGACCGGUACAGCCUCCCCCGCUACCACAACAGGAUUUGGCCUCAACAAGCGAUCCACAGACGGGUGCCCUAGCAUCAACAGCAUGGUUGGCGCGACUGGUGUGUGCGCUACCCUCCCACUGGGCCCCGUUAUACAACUCCAACGAACACGGAUUGGGUGCUAAUAGAUUCCUACACCACACACUCAACUACAGGGGCCCGACGCUGGUGGUGGUGGCCGGUGGCGAGGACUUGAAGGUGGUCCUGGCCUGUCCUCAAGAGUGGCGCGAGACGCACACAUACUGGGGCACAGCUGACUGUGCCCUCAUACAGCUUUUCCCCACGUUCUCAAUAGUGGAACACGCUCCUAAAAUGAUCUACCUGAACACAUCGAUCCGCGGCUACCCGAAGGGCCUGCGGGCGGGUAGCGACCCGCGCAAACCUUUACUUAUCAUCGAAGAAGGCUUCGACAAGAUGUCCUUCAACAGCGUGCCUUAUUCAUUGCGAGCGAUCGAGGUGUGGGGCUGCGGCGACCAGACCUCAAGAGAGAACCAGCUCGAAGUGAAAAAGUGGCAAGUGAGAGAAGCUGAGAGACAACGACAGGUAAAGCUAUCUGCCGCCGACUGGAUCGAACACCCCGACCGCUAUCUACUCGAGCUCGCUGGCCGACCACAAUAUAAUAACUCGGCCAGCUAG
Molecule: messenger RNA, 1627 nt
Organism: Cydia amplana
Lineage: Eukaryota; Metazoa; Arthropoda; Insecta; Lepidoptera; Tortricidae
Exons: 12
Coding region: 104-1627 (507 amino acids)
Source: RefSeq, a predicted model, not a curated record